Molecule: messenger RNA, 1149 nt
Organism: Toxoplasma gondii ME49
Lineage: Eukaryota; Apicomplexa; Conoidasida; Eucoccidiorida; Sarcocystidae
Exons: 9
Coding region: 166-960 (264 amino acids)
Source: RefSeq, a predicted model, not a curated record
GGUUCUGUCAUCUGCCAGAGUGCUCCCGGAAGUAUGUACACCGGCCGCACCUGAACACUCGCACCAAGGAUGGGAGCCAGCUGGUUGUCCAGUCUGCUGAAGUAACGCUUCUGUCUUUUGGCGCACCCUCCACUCUUUCCACAGGCGUCUUCCUCAAUCACAGCUAUGGAGGUCAUGGACAGGCUUAAAGCCAGGAGUUUCUUUGGUUUCAUACCGAUUCGACGCGGUUUGUUUGUCAUUGCAUUCAUCCAACUCCUGACCGGCAUUGCAGUGUACAUGUGCUACAAGUACCUGCGUCCGAGUCUGCAUUCCGUUGCUUGCUCUCAGCUUACUAUUUUCAGCGUCAGUGCUGUUAUAGGGGUCAUUGGAGCUUAUCGACGCAACACUACAGUGGAAGGAUUCUACUUUGCCACGUUCCUCGCAUCAAUUGCAUUCCUGAUCAUUGCUAUCCUCGAUUUCACCGAUGUCGUCCACAUGAUGCCGAAAGCGCCUGAGGGAGCCACGGAGGCCUUCCUACAAAUUGACCGAGAAACGCAAAACCGACCCUCAUCUCUUCCUGCUCGUAGAUGGCAUUACAGUCAUGGCUCAUUCGCCGCAAACACGUCGCGGCUCACGCAGGGGGGCUGGGCCUCGAAGCAGGAUAUCCAGAAGACACUGGAAACACUUCCAUUCGUUCCUCACAUUGGUGAGACGGAAGGCGAAUCAGAGGAAAUCAGCAUUGGCGAGCUACCACCGGAGGCGAAGGAACUCCCUACGAAGGCGCAGAACAUGGUAAUAACGAUAACGAAGAUGCAAAAACGACCUGUUAAGCUUGCUUUCGCUGGCGUCUUUGGUACUCUACUCCUGUUCCACCUGUACUUCGGCUGGAUCAUUCUGACAUUUCUGAUGAACAAAUGCAUGAGUUUGGAUGAGCUUACAGGGCAGCCCGAGCAGUUCCAACCCCUGAUUCGUGACGAGUAGAGACUGCAGGGAUGAGCAUUGGAAGAAGGCGUCCUUUUAUUUACUUGCUUAACCGUAUUCUUCUGCUUGUCUUGGAUUUGAUCUUUUCCUCUGUUUCGUGUUGCUUUGGAACUGGAUUUGACUCUCCUUUGCCACAUAUUGCUCUACACUCUGUGCGUGUCUCGGACACUGAAGGAAUACGACACUGUC